Corylus avellana is the source of this 2463-nucleotide messenger RNA. The record is from RefSeq and is a predicted model, not a curated record. NCBI's taxonomy places the organism in Eukaryota, Viridiplantae, Streptophyta, Magnoliopsida, Fagales, Betulaceae.
AUGGCGUCCACGAGUACUCAGAUUGUCUCUUCAUCUUCUUCUUCAACACCUCCACAGAGAUAUGAUGUUUUCCUAAGUUUCUACGGGAAAGACACUCGCAACAGUUUUACGGAUCAUUUAUAUGCUGCUUUGAUUCAGAAAGGCAUUCGCGUGUUUAGAGAUGAUGAAAAGCUCGAGCGAGGAAAAUAUGUUUGUGAAGAGCUCUUAAAAGCAAUACAAGAAUCUAUGUACGCUAUUCUUGUUAUCUCUCCAAACUAUGCUUUCUCUAGAUGGUGCCUCAUUGAACUUUCCAAGAUUGUCGAAUGCAUGAGAGGUACAGGCAGAAUUUUGCCCAUUUUCUAUCAUGUGGAUCCAUCUCACGUACGAAACCAGACAGGAACUUUUGCAGAAGCUUUUGGUAGGCAUGAAAAAGAACCCAAGGUUGAUAUUCAUAUGAUGCAAAAGUGGAGAGCUGCUUUGAGAGAAGUGGGCAAUAUCACCGGAUGGCAUCUACAUGAUAGGCAGGAAUCAAUCGUUGUCAAAGAAAUUAGUACAAGGAUACUUUGUGGAUUGACUUGUAACUUCUCAAUUGUUUCCAAUGGUUAUGUUGGAAUAGAAUCCCGUGUGAAGGAAAUUAUGACCUUACUUAGCAUAGGAUUGGAUGACGUUCGCUUUUUAGGGAUUUGUGGGAUGGGAGGAAUUGGGAAGACAACUCUGUCAAAAGCCAUUUAUGAAAGAGUUUCUCAUCAAUUUGAAGCUAGUUGCUUUAUUGUAGCUGGUAUCAGAGAAGAAACUAGAUCUCAUAGUCUACUUGAUCUACAAAAACAACUUAUUUCUAAGAUCCUAAUGGAAAGAGAAAUAAAUAUAUGGAAUGAGUAUGAGGCAAGGAUUGUGAUAAUGAACAGACUACGUACUAAAAAGGUUCUUCUUGUUCUUGACGAUGUGGAUGGAGAAAAACAACUAAAAGCAUUAGCAGAGAGCCAUGAUUGGUUUGGUCAAGGGAGUAGAAUCAUUAUAACAAGCAGAGAUCAUCAUUUGCUAAACAGAUUUGUGGAUAUUACAUAUGAUGUUAAAGUGCUGAAUGAUGCUGAAGCUUUACAACUCUUUAGUUUGAAAGCCUUCAAGAAACCCCGUCUUGAAGAAAAUUAUGCGCAAUUGUCUAAGGAUAUUGUGAAUUACGCUCAAGGUCUUCCUUUAGCUCUUGAAGUUUUUGGUUCCCUCUUAUUUGGUAAAACAAUGGAUGAAUGGAAGAGUGCCAAGGAUCUACUAAAAGAAAAUCCCUAUGCAGAAAUUUUGGAUAAACUUAAAAUAAGUUACGAUGGAUUGGAGGAUUUGCAGAAAAAAUUGUUUUUAGAUAUUGCAUGUUUCUUCAAUGGAGCAUAUAUACAUGGCAUCAUAUACAAACUAGAAAGUUUUGGUUACUAUCCAGACUUCAAUAUGAGAGUUCUUGUGGACAAAUCUCUUAUAACUAUGUUAGGGGGAAGAUUGCAGAUGCACGAUUUGUUACAAAAAAUGGGUCAAAAAAUAGUUCGUUGUGACUCUACUGAGGAGCCUGGCGAACGCAGUAGAUUGUGGUGUAACGAGGAUGUCAUUCAUGUAUUGAAAAAUAGUACUGGAACUGAUGCGGUUAGAGGCAUUGUCCUAAAAUUGCCUCUACAGAAACAAGAGCGACUAAAUGUUGAAGCAUUCUCAAAGAUGAAAAAAUUGAAAAUGCUUCAAAUUAAUGACGAUAAUCUUUUACCAUGGCUUUGUGGAGCUCGUGAUGAUUUACACACUAAUUUGGAAUGGCAUGGAGAUCAUUCGAAUACCAUGCUAAGCAAUGAGUUAUGCAUUAUGGAAUGGUUGGGAUAUCCUUUUGAAUCAUUGCCGAUCAAUUUCCAAUCAGACAAUCUUGUUGAGCUCAUAAUGUGUGGCAGCUACAUCAAGCAACUGUGGGUUGGAAGGAAUAGUUUUGAGAAAUUGAGACACAUUGACCUAAGAAAUUCUGAAAACUUGAUGGAGACACCAGAUUUGAGUGGAGUCCCAAAUCUUGAGAAACUAGAGCUUUUAUGUUGUACAAAUUUGUCCAAGGUCCACCCAUCCAUUGGAUUUCUAAGACGGCUUAAAUGGUUGGAUCUACAUGGUUGCAAAAAUCUUAUGAGACUUCCAGAUGAGAUCUACUCAGAAACUCUUGAAGAUCUAAAUCUUUCUGGUUGUUCAAGACUAAACAAAAUUCCAGAUAGUGUGGGUAACCUGACAUCUUUGCGAUAUCUUUCUUUGGACGGGACUGCCAUAAAAAAGUUACCACUAUCAUUUAAGAGGUUGUCGUCUCUUGAAAGUCUCAAUAUAUCUAAUUGCUCAAGACUAGAGAAAAUCCCAAAGAACCUGUUGAGUGGCAUGGAAUGUCUAAAGGGACUUUAUUUGGCUUCAAGUAUUGCCGAAGCUUCCAUUGGGAUUAAGAGAGUUGAGUGUUACAAAUUGUCCAUCGCUGGAGUUGUUUUAUAA